Oryza sativa Japonica Group (Japanese rice) is the source of this 3108-nucleotide messenger RNA. Its product is annotated as serine/threonine-protein kinase MPS1. The record is from RefSeq and is a predicted model, not a curated record. Gene Ontology annotation, molecular function: protein serine/threonine kinase activity; ATP binding; protein serine/threonine/tyrosine kinase activity. Gene Ontology annotation, biological process: mitotic spindle assembly checkpoint signaling; protein localization to kinetochore; peptidyl-serine phosphorylation. Gene Ontology annotation, cellular component: kinetochore; nucleus. NCBI's taxonomy places the organism in Eukaryota, Viridiplantae, Streptophyta, Magnoliopsida, Poales, Poaceae.
CAGUCUCCACAUCACUGCGUGUCUGCGUCGCCAUCGCCGCCUCGCUGCGACUGCAUUUCAAAUUUUUCGGGGACUCAUCCCCAUUCCCACCUCCUCCUCCCCCACCAAGCUCGCUUCCGAUUCGCUUCCAUGGCGGCCUCCGACCACGCACGCGCAUAGAGGGUGCGCAGGCUGCCCCCGAGGCCUGCCGGGCCGCAGCGCCCGCCGCUCGUUGGGAACCCUAGCGCGCCGCCCAUCUGCACCUCCGGCGAGAUGCCUGUGGGCCCCGCCGCAGCCGACGCCGCUGACGAUGGAGAGGAGGGAUAAUUUCCUUCAGCCCCCUGCCGCCGCCGCCGCCCCAGCCGCCGGCGGCGGAAAGGGCCUCCCGGUCCCCGCCACAGGGGACGCGACGAACCUGACCUCGUCGUCGAGCUCCACCUCCUCCCUCACGCUGUCCCCUCCGGACUUCCUGCGUCAGGUUCAGGCCGCGCUGAAGCGGCAUAGGCCUACCGGUUCGAUGCAGUCCAAUCAACCACGAGCAACCCGAGUCCUGGUGUCCCGAGGUGAGGGCUCAACGAAAGCUGUUGCCAACCCUUCUGUGGCACAAAAUCCGGAAGGCAAGGUUAUGCAGCAGAGGAGAGGCCUGCUGGGGGCUUCCAGGUUGCGAAAUGCAGCUCCUGAUCAGAACAAAGCUGUUGUCUCAAGUCAAGACGAAUUGUUGUUGACUACGCCUUUGACAUUGGGAACUAUCACUGAUACCCAUGAUCAGAAUGGUGGUCAGAACCACCAGCCGAAAAGUGACACUGAUCUCUUGGUGGAUAGGAAGAAAUCGUCAAUGGAAGUUUCUUCCUCCCAGAUGGCAUCCGCAAAUGCAUUGGUAGGGGAAGAUUUCAAAAAAGACCUAUUCUAUUUGACUAGCGAUCCGCAGUUAACUUCUCAGAGUGAUAAUGUAGGUGUAACUGCUGGUAGUAGAAUGGACAGUAUGUUGUCUUAUCUUCAUUCUGUUUCAUUGACAGCAGGAGAUAAUUUUCCUGUCGCUCAAGUAGCAGAUGAUCAAGGCAAGAACCACAAGGAGAUUGGGAUUGCUAGUGCAGCAGUUGAGAUGGAUAUCAAGUAUGAUGCAGCUAACUUGUCCCGAAGAAUUGAUGAGGCUUGUGAUCAGAAUCAUGGAGAGCCAAUGACUCGUUGCUCUGCCAUGGGUUCAUCAGUGACUGCUGUAUCUUUAUAUUCAGGGCCUACUAUUCAAAGUAAAAGUGCUGCUCAGAUUGAUCAAUAUGCUUCACCAGCUCAGAUGCCACAAUGUGGCAGAGAAUCAUCUGGUGUAUCAGGUCAUGGCUCUCAAAAACUGCAUGGAGUGGCAAUGAAUCAUGCUGAUUGCAAUACCAACAAACAGCAGGUUGAUACCAAUGGUGGGAUGGACAAACCUGUUUCUAGUAGUGCAGUUUGUUUGCCAUCCCAAGGGUUAUCUGGGAAUGAUCAAUCUUUGUCUGCCAAGGAUGAUGGUGCUCCUAGACGAAGCAAGGUUGAAAAGGAGUGUCGCAAAAAGAAUUAUGAUCCGGAUGUAUUCUUUAAAGUGAAUGGAAAACUUUAUCAGAAGCUAGGUAAAAUAGGGUCUGGAGGCAGCAGUGAAGUUCACAAAGUUAUAUCAGCCGAGUGUACAAUAUAUGCCCUGAAAAAAAUAAAACUUAAAGGUCGGGACUACCCUACUGCCUAUGGCUUUUGCCAAGAAAUUGAGUACCUAAACAAGUUGAAAGGAAAGAGUAAUAUCAUACAGUUGAUUGAUUAUGAGGUCACUGAUAAAAGUUUGCUUCAAGAUGAUUCGCUGUCACCCAGAGAUGGGAGAAUUAAGGAUGAUCACUACAUUUAUAUGGUCCUUGAGUAUGGUGAAAUUGAUUUAGCUAAUAUGGUUGCUCAGGAGUGGAAGAAGAGGAACACCUCAAAUAUGAAAAUAGAUGAAAAUUGGCUACGUUUUUAUUGGCAGCAAAUGCUUAAAGCUGUCAAUACAAUACAUGAGGAACGGAUAGUGCACUCCGAUUUGAAGCCUGCAAAUUUUUUGCUUGUGAGGGGUGCACUGAAACUUAUUGACUUUGGCAUUGCUAAAGCAAUAAUGAAUGAUACCACAAACAUUCAACGUGAUUCUCAGAUUGGAACACUGAACUAUAUGUCACCUGAAGCAUUCAUGUGCAAUGAGCAGGACUCGGGUGGUAAUGUUAUCAAGUGUGGACGUCCAUCUGAUAUUUGGUCUCUUGGUUGUAUUCUUUACCAGAUGGUGUAUGGUAAGACACCAUUUGCUGAUUACAAGAAUUUCUGGGCCAAGUUUAAAGUUGUUACUGAUAAGAACCACAAGAUCAAGUAUGAACCGGUAGAUAAUCCAUGGCUUAUUGAUUUAAUGCAACGAUGCCUUGCAUGGGACCGAAAUGAUCGAUGGAGAAUACCUCAAUUGCUUGAGCACCCGUUCCUUGUUCCUUUGGUUCCAAGGGAUUUACCUUCAAUUGACCAAGACCCGUGUAGGUUGCUGAUGGAGAGGGUUAGAGUUCACUGGGCCAAUCCCAAGCUUCAUAGUUUUAUUGCAGAGCUCGAGAAGGAUCAAUGCCGUCCAGCCACUCAAAUGUAAGAGAGCUUUACAUUGAUAGAAUGUGGAUAUGCGAUGCGUAUGUCCAGUUAUGCUAGAAGCAUCUUACUGAUACACAACAAGGGGACAAGCUGACUAUAGCUAACGUUAUAGCUUAUCUGAUUAUUGAAAUUGCCUACUAUAUUCAUAUAUAUUUGGUUAUUAGGAAGCUUGCUACUGUGUGCCGUCAGAAGGUGGGACAUCUUUUUAUCACGCAAGAUUUUCCUCAGAUGAUGUAUUCCUGUUACUGCUUGAACUAGGAGGUAGGCAGAACCUUAAGUAGCACAAGUGAUUUAGUAUCUGUAUCGCUUGGUUCCUUUGAAUUUAUUGUUGUAAUCUGUAAAUAGUACUUGCAUGAGUAGGAAACUGGGAGCAUUUUUUUGUGGUGCCCUUGGCAUUGUACGCUCCAUAUUUGCGUGAGUAGGAAACUUGGAAGUUGAUGCAAUUGUUUGUCAGAAUCGGUGUAUGUUCAACAGGGCAGAAGCUUUGCCGGCCAUACUUGACUCUAUUGGUGCUUA